AUGCCUACCGACUACAGUGGCACAUGGGACAUGACUAGUAAUGAAAACUUAGAAGGUUACAUGGUUGCGCUUGGUAAGUUCUCUUUUUACUUGGUUAUUGCAGCAAACAUUUUCUCAUGUUUUUAGGCAAGUGACUUUGAUUACAAUAAUAUUGCCUAUUUCUUGAUUAAUAAUUAGCUGUUGGUAAUUAUAUCAUGAAUUAACUGUUGGUAAUUCAUUCAUGCAUAAUGACAUUAGGCAGUGUGCAGUUUCAUUCAACUGAAAUGAAUUUUCUUUGAUUCAUUCACUUUGAUUCAUUUAUUAGAUCAAUUUUCAAACCCAUAACAUUUCAUAAUUCUAAUUUCACUUUUCUGUCAAUAAUUCAAAACACAUUUUUACUGUUGCAGAUAAGAAAACGUAUGUGAUUCAUAUUGUCUGGAACUCUAUGAUUGCUUUUUUAGGUUGAUAGAUUAUAAUUUUUUUAAGGAAGGGGGCACAUGGGGGAACCAAUGUCAGAGUUACUUCAGAUGUCAAUACCUUCUAUUUUCAUCAGUAGUUAUGAAUUAUUAGCCUGGCAGUCUUUUUAGCUAACAUUCCACUCUUUGCCACUCAUUUGACAAAUAACAGAAGUGGCAAAGAGUGGAAUGUAAUAGCUGAACAGAGAUGGCAACCAGGCUAAUGAAUGAUAACUCCAUACAGUAUGAAUGACACCUUCUUUUGAAAGACAUUCUGAAGAAUUCAAAUUUGUAAAAAGCCUUGUCUUUGGAGUUAGGAUUCUUACCAUCGCUCACCAGUAGCCUACUGAGAAUGGAUUGGAAUGUUCAGUCUCUUUGAAUGUAUUUGUAUCACAUGCAGAAUUUCUUAACCUACAGGCAUUGAUUUUGCAACGCGCAAGAUUGCAAACAUGUUGAAACCUCAGAAAGUGAUUGAACAAGACGGUGAUUCUUUCACCAUCAAGACACUCACUACCUUCAAAAACUACACGGUCUCAUUCAAGAUUGGGGAAGAGUUUGAGGAGGUGACCAAAGCCAUGGAUAACAGAAAAGUCCAGGUAAAAACGUGUAAUUUUAUCAUUUAUGUCAUGAUUAUCAUGAUGAAUAGAAAAACAUUUUAUGUUGCUCCUUGUUGCUUAUUGAACUGUGGGCUUUAUUAGGGCAAUAUGUAACAGAGCUGUCCAUGUGCUUAUUUCAAGCCAGCUGCAGCUACUUCCCAGAUGUUUGAAAGUUCUGGUCUACACUACACAUUAUGAUAAAUGCUCUGUUUUAUAACAGACGGUGGUCAACUGGGACCAUGAUAAACUAGUGUGUGUUCAGAAGGGAGAGAAGAAGAACAGAGGGUGGACGCACUGGAUAGAAGGAGAUGAACUCUAUCUGGUAUGUAGCAUGUACUCAUAUCUACCUUUUAACUACAUUGGUGACAUUGGCAAAGCAUUAUUAGGCAUAACUGUUAUGCAUUGUUUCUCUCUCUUAUAGGAAAUCACCUGUGAGGAUAAAGUCUGCAAGCAAAUUUAUAAAAAGAGUGCUUGA
Messenger RNA from Coregonus sp. 'balchen', 1505 nucleotides. NCBI's taxonomy places the organism in Eukaryota, Metazoa, Chordata, Actinopteri, Salmoniformes, Salmonidae. The record is from the annotation of a GenBank genome assembly.